Lobosporangium transversale is the source of this 1822-nucleotide messenger RNA. RefSeq lists its product as hypothetical. The coding region runs from base 232 to 1587 and encodes 451 amino acids. The record is from RefSeq and is a predicted model, not a curated record. The transcript has a single exon. NCBI's taxonomy places the organism in Eukaryota, Fungi, Mortierellomycota, Mortierellomycetes, Mortierellales, Mortierellaceae.
GCUGAAAUUAAGGACAUCCGAAUCCUUCCUGACUUCAAGACGGAAAUGCGGCAGCUGUGAUUCUUAUUAUUAUUUUUUAUAGAAUAUAUUUCAUCUUUUCAUUUCCUCCCUCCACUCACGCCUUUCUAUCCCUUGUCCAUUCCUCUCUACACACCAUUUCCCUCCACGGCUAGCGACAACCACCUAUUCCCUACUAUUUAAUUGCAUUCACGUUUUAUCCAAAUACAAAAAAUGAAGUUACUCAUCCGAGCCUCUGUAGCUAUUCUUCUUGUAACAUCAGCGUUUGCAGGGCCAGGCAGCCUUCAAGAUUUCCUGAAUGAUCCUCAGGUGGCCAAGCUAGCACCUAACCUCGUCAGCUACAUGAACACCCAUGAAUUUGAAACCUCAGCCAAUACCGCUUACUAUUACAAUAACUUGAUUGUACCUGAGACUGGUGAGCAGGUGCCAUUACUACAAGAUUUGAUUGCGAUUGCGUCCCAGCUCGUAUUUUCCUCCAAGGAUAACAAGGAUGCAGACUGGUCCCGGCUCGAAGCUGCCAAGCUCAAGGCGAUUCAGUCAUAUGGUGAAGCUGGCUUGGAGUCUGCAAAUCUGACAGCAAUUGAUAUUCAGCGAGCAUCGUUGAUUGUGAACACGAUCUAUGAUACGGUACUGCAACUGCCACUCAGCAGUAAGGCCCUAUAUGAGGACAAGGCAGCUGAAGCCAGCACUUCGCCGUUCUGGCGUUGGAUUGGCUCUGGAUUGAUCAAGUCCUCAGAUGUAGUAAAAAAUAUCAAGUCAGUGGUAUCUCCGGCCAAUCAGUGUGUCACAGAUAAUGAGGCAUACUUGGAUGGGGCAGAGGAAGCCAUCUACUACAGUUCGCUAGCAGAUGGUCUUGUUGGGGGAGCUCCGGUAGCGAUGCCAAAUGACCCGACGGCCAACUCAUUAAGUUUAGGGACAAUUGUCACAUCUGUAGGUAAAUUAGCCAUAGAAAUCCACAUGGCACAAUCCGUGGCCAGGUCAGCAGACCUAAACCCGAACGAUGAAGCUGUUCGAGCUAUGGUGUACCUGGGAUUAGCAGCUGAUUCACUCGUGUCCGAUUAUGCACUGACGGCGAAGGAUCUGUUAAAGUUGAAGAGUCAUAAACUGAUAAAGAAAGUGCCGGAUUCUGCAACCCAAGCGCUGGAACAACAGGCUGCGAUAGUGCUGGUUACAAAAGGUGCAGGGCGUGUUGACGGACAAAGGUCAUUCCCACAGAUACCAAUGAUUCGAAAUCUCUUUGCAUUCAGUAAUGGGGUCUUGAACGCGAGUAAGGUUGGGGAUGUGCUCAAGAAUGUAUUCUGUCCUGUUAAAAAUGAUGAAGGGACGGAGAAUCUACAAGCAACUGAUGCUGAUCUGAACAACACCGUGGAUGAAGGGCAGAAAAGCGCUGAAGACGUUAAGCCUGAAGAAGAUACUAAGCCAGAAGAGAAUGCUAAGUCUGAAGAUGCUGAUGCUGAGGACGAGGACGAGGCUGUUGGUGAUGAGAAUGCUGAGAAUGACGUUGAGGGCAACGAUAGCGCAGAUGUUGAACAGAAAAAAGGCCAGCAGCGAGAACAAAAGAAGCAAUGACAGCAGCAUUAAAAGUGGAGCCAGAAACUGUUGGGUGUUAAAAAGCCAUUUCUCUCUUGGCAAUCACUCAUUAAUACCACAUCAGAGAAACUUGAAGAAAUAAAUGUUCUUAAUCAAUCCUUCUCAGCUUAUGCAAUGGAUCUUUAUUUUUCCCUAACUAUGUGGUAUAUUGGGUCAUGCAUUGCUUCUUUGAGAGCCCGUGAGUGAAUGAUGGGAACGCUGGUGCUGAAUGCUU